Molecule: messenger RNA, 955 nt
Organism: Exaiptasia diaphana
Lineage: Eukaryota; Metazoa; Cnidaria; Anthozoa; Actiniaria; Aiptasiidae
Product: riboflavin kinase
Exons: 4
Coding region: 331-825 (164 amino acids)
Biological process (GO): riboflavin biosynthetic process; FMN biosynthetic process
Cellular component (GO): mitochondrion
Molecular function (GO): riboflavin kinase activity
Source: RefSeq, a predicted model, not a curated record
AGACAAUGCAAAAAUGGCCAUUUGCCUAAAAACAAAAAUUAAUUUUUGGGAAAAAAUAUACGGCUGAUAUAUGUCGAUACACUGAAGCAUGGUCCAGACGUCCGUUCAUCACAACAUUUAUUUUCUUGCUAGUUGUCUCCGUAGAAACGGACUCAAUCAACGUAUUUCAAAUAACUCUUUCUAUGCAACCAUCAAAUAUUACGUGAAAAGAAGAGUUUUUGCAGUUUACUUGUGGGCUAUAAUUAGGGAUAUUCAAAGAUCAUUGAACAGAUUAUCUUGUCAGCGGUUUCUCGCCAUAGUAAAAAAACUUGCAAACAGUGGAGAUUGAAGAUGGAAAUGCAUGACGAAAUAUCKAAUAAACUACCAAUUUUUGUUCAAGGAUCAGUGGUUAAGGGAUUUGGUAGAGGUAGCAAAGAACUUGGAAUUCCAACAGCCAACUAUCCUGAAGAUGUUGUAGACAAAUGUUCUGAGUCCCUAAAGACUGGUAUAUACUGUGGAUGGUCUAGAGUAGAUGAUGGCGAAGUUUAUAAAAUGGUGAUGAGUGUGGGUUGGAAUCCAUAUUAUAAGAAUGAGAAAAAAUCAAUGGAGACACACAUAAUCCAUAAUUAUGAUCAAGACUUUUAUGGCUCACAACUUAGUGUUAUUGUAGUUGGAUAUUUGAGACCUGAAAAGUCUUAUCCAAGUCUACAGGCUCUYAUAGACGCAAUUCAUGAUGACAUAAAUCAAGCUAAGGACCUUCUGGAAAGACCUGAAAACAAGGCAUAUGCAAGUCAUACAUUCUUUACAUCUAGCAGCUCAUCCAAUGCUGUGCAAAAUGGUUUAUAAAAAAACAUGGUGUGAGCUAAAGACAAAAUUUAUUAACUAGGAUUCCUGUGGUCAAUUUUAAUAAAUCUGAAUCGGUUAAUAUAUGUGCUAUGAAUUUUAUCAACUAAAUAUUAUUAUAUUUUUAGGCGAA